AUGGUUUCAAGGGAAGUUUCCUCUUCGGGUCAGGUAAGAUUUUCGUUACUUAUGAUUUAUUGGAUUAAGUUUUAGUCGAGGAUUAUUGGAUUAUGCUUAAGGAAUCCGGAUAUUGCUUAUGCUGGAGAGAAAGUGGUUUUAGUAACUUACGAGGAACGUCAUGUUAGAACAUAUCACGAUUGGAUGGAGGAUGCGGAGAUCAGACAGAAGACAAAUAGUGAGCGAUUGGAUUUUGAAACGGAAUGUCGGCAGCGAAUACCUUGGAGAAGACACAAAAAGCGAGGAACGUUCUUGAUUAUGGAUAGGAAAGCGUUUGAAGAGAACAAUGGGGAUGAGGUGAUUUUUUAAAUAUUUUCUUCGCAGUUUUAGACGGUAUUGUAAAGGAUUGGUAAUGACUGUACCAUUUUUCAGUUUGAAUCUUUGUUGGGAGACACGAAUUUCAUCCAAUAUCCCGAUUACAUCGAGAUCCUUGUUAUGGUCGCUGUUCAGAUGCGUCGAAGAUGUGGAAUAGGGUCUGAAGCAGUUAGGAUAAUGUUAUAUCACAUUUCUCAUUUCCGACAGGGAAGGAAAAUCAUGGUAAAGAUCAGCUGCGACAAUGUUGAGAGCAUCACCUUAUUUGAGAAAUUGGGAUUCGUCGUGACAGAAAAGAGCGACGUUUUCAAAGAAGUGACACUGGAAUUGCCUGAGGAUGGGUUGCAGACCCUUUUAGAAGACGUUCACAUUUGUUAUCAGAAUAACAAGCUCAUUGAUGAACUGUAUUCUGUCUCGAGGAGCUAUGACAUCCAUGGAGAUGACGUCUCGGACAGCGAAAAUUGA
Molecule: messenger RNA, 816 nt
Organism: Bursaphelenchus xylophilus (pine wood nematode)
Lineage: Eukaryota; Metazoa; Nematoda; Chromadorea; Rhabditida; Aphelenchoididae
Source: the annotation of a GenBank genome assembly